CAGGAUGCGCGCGGGCCCCGGGCGCCCCGGCCUGAGCACCAUGGCCUUGUGCGCACUGCUGCUGCUGCUGGCACUCGGCCCCGGCCUCUCCAGCCAGAAGUCGGAUGACGAUUAUGAAGAUUACACCUCUAACAAAACCUGGGUGCUGACGCCCAAGGUCCCCGAGGGGGACGUCACCGUGAUCCUCAACAACCUCCUGGAAGGGUACGACAACAAGCUGCGGCCAGACAUUGGAGUCAAGCCCACGCUGAUCCACACAGACAUGUACGUGAACAGCAUCGGGCCUGUGAACGCCAUCAACAUGGAGUACACCAUUGACAUCUUCUUCGCGCAGACGUGGUACGACCGGCGGCUCAAGUUCAACAGCACCGUCAAGGUGCUGCGGCUGAACAGCAACAUGGUGGGCAAGAUAUGGAUCCCAGACACCUUCUUCCGCAACUCCAAGAAGGCCGACGCGCACUGGAUCACCACCCCCAACCGCAUGCUGCGCAUCUGGAACGACGGCCGCGUGCUCUACACCCUGCGGUUGACAAUCGACGCUGAGUGCCAAUUACAGCUACACAACUUCCCCAUGGAUGAGCAUUCCUGCCCCUUGGAGUUCUCCAGCUACGGCUACCCGCGUGAGGAGAUCGUGUACCAGUGGAAGCGCAGCUCGGUGGAGGUGGGCGACACACGGUCCUGGAGGCUCUACCAGUUUUCCUUCGUGGGGCUGAGGAACACCACCGAGGUCGUGAAGACCACCUCAGGUGACUAUGUGGUGAUGACUGUGUACUUUGACCUGAGCAGGAGGAUGGGUUACUUCACCAUCCAGACCUACAUCCCCUGCACCCUCAUUGUGGUGCUGUCCUGGGUGUCAUUCUGGAUCAACAAGGACGCUGUUCCUGCCCGCACCUCACUGGGCAUCACCACGGUCCUCACAAUGACCACGCUCAGCACCAUCGCCCGCAAAUCACUGCCCAAGGUGUCCUACGUGACAGCCAUGGACCUGUUCGUGUCCGUGUGCUUCAUCUUUGUGUUCUCGGCGCUGGUUGAGUACGGCACACUACAUUACUUUGUGAGCAACCGCAAGCCCAGCAAGGACAAGGACAAGAAGAGGAAAAACCCGCUUCUCCGGAUGUUUCCCUUCAAGGCCCCCACCAUCGACAUCCGGCCCCGCUCGGCCACGGUGCAGAUGAACAACGCCGCCCACCUGCAGGAGCGCGACGAGGAGUACGGCUACGAGUGUCUGGACGGCAAGGACUGCGCGAGCUUCUUCUGCUGCUUCGAGGACUGCCGCACCGGCGCCUGGCGCCACGGCCGCAUCCAUAUCCGCAUUGCCAAGAUGGACUCCUACGCCCGCAUCUUCUUCCCCACCGCCUUCUGCCUCUUCAACCUCGUGUACUGGGUGUCCUACCUCUACCUGUGACACGGGCCCAGCACAGACCCGUGGCGGGCGCCCCUGCGGCGUGUAGAUAUCUCGUAGCCGGCCCCCGGGCGCAUGCAUGCUCUGCAGCCCGGCACAGGCCCCUCCCUCCCCCUCCCUCCCUCCCUACCUCCCGCACUUGGGGCCGCUGCCCUGUGACAGCCCAGAAGGAGCCACACUCGGCCUGGCCGCCCGGCCCUGCCUGUCCUCCUGGGAUGACGGCCACAGAGCCAGGCCGCACCCCUGACCUGCCUGCUCCUGGAUGUGCCCAGGGAGGGCCCGUGCUCUGGCCACACCCCCACCCACUAGACUCCCACCAUAGAAACAGAAAGACCCAGAUGUGCAGUGCCCACGGCCCUGGCCAGGCCUGGACUGUGAGGCGGGCAUAGAGGCACUAGCCUCCAGCCCCCAUCAGAUCAGGGGCUCAGCCACUAGCACUGAGAACAGCACAAACAUCCAGGAGGAGGAAGGCCAGAGACGGCUCGCACGGAUGAGCCCAGCACUCUGUGGCCAUCCUGUACCAUGGCGGAUCCUGCAAUCAGCUCCCAGCCUCCCGGCCUGUCCUGGGUGACCUAAGGGGUGCAGGUGGCUUGGUCAGCAGGCCGUCUGGGAAAGCCCCGGCCAUGCCAAGCCACACUGCAGGCCCUGGGCCGAUGGCACUGACGGGCAAGGGGCAGAGGGGCCCUGGAGACCAUGGGUGGGGAGGUGAGAGCUAUCAUGGCUGCCUGGACGGUGC
This is a messenger RNA of Erinaceus europaeus (western European hedgehog), 2138 nucleotides long. RefSeq names its product gamma-aminobutyric acid type A receptor subunit gamma2 (gene GABRG2). Lineage: Eukaryota; Metazoa; Chordata; Mammalia; Eulipotyphla; Erinaceidae. The record is from RefSeq and is a predicted model, not a curated record. Gene Ontology annotation, cellular component: GABA-A receptor complex; neuron projection; dendrite membrane. The transcript is spliced from 10 exons. Gene Ontology annotation, molecular function: transmitter-gated monoatomic ion channel activity involved in regulation of postsynaptic membrane potential; benzodiazepine receptor activity; GABA-A receptor activity. Gene Ontology annotation, biological process: chloride transport; nervous system process; synaptic transmission, GABAergic. Bases 5 to 1405 code for a protein of 466 amino acids.